GCACGCACCAUGUACCACGCAAUACACGUAUUGUUAUGCAUUCUUCUGGGCUCGCACCUUCUGGUGCAUGGGGAUGCGGCGGACAAGCCAGCACCAGGAGACCUAUUGAGUAAUAUAGCCGCCCGCGUCAUUCCUUCGGCCUUGGUAAAAGGCUUCGAGGGAGCGAGGCCCAUCCGCACCGCCAUCAGCGAGACGAUCGGGGCCUCCAGUGUUCCCGCCACCACAACAGCCAAGCCAAAACCCCGAACAACAUUGAAACCAAAGACGAGAUCGUCAACAGGCACAACGCGCAAGCCCAGAACAACAGAGACACCGCUAACCGCUGACAAACUGAAGUUCCGGCCUGAACAGAGGCCUGAGUAUUCGGGCCCGGACUCAGCGAGAGCUGCUCAGAACCAAUUCCCCUUUGACUACAGAAACAACUUCGGCUUGAAUGGAGGCGGUUUUCAGAGCAACGGCCGACAGUUCAAUCCUGGAUCUCCGCAGGGCUUCAACCCCGGUUUUUUCGGGGAUAGAAAUCCCUUCAAUCAGGGCUCAGGCGCGUUCAGGCCCUUCGACUCCCCCGUCGACCCGUCCGGGGCCCGAGGGAGCGAGAAUGCCAUUCAGGGGAGCGACGGGAGAGCCCCCGGCGCUGAUUCAGGCUUCAACGACGGGACCAACAGGCCAUUCGGGAGUCCCGGAGACUUCGACAGGUUCCGAGACUUCGGGAGAUUCGGCUACGACGACAGGUUUUCAGGGCGAUUCCCAGGGCAGUUCAGCCCUGGAUUCCGACAGGACGAUCGCUCUCGCUUCGAGGGCUACCCCGGACAGCAGAACAGCCAAGAGGUGAAUGGCAACUAUCGCCAGGACCCGAGGUUCAGCUAUCCCAACGCCCUGAACGACCAGCGACUGUCGCAGUUCUCGGGAUCGUUCCCGUUUCAGGGAUACGCCCCCAACAAUUUCGAUUUCCAGCCGAAUCAGAGGUUCCAGAAUCCCUUCGGCGAUAAUUACCGAGGGGUCCAGGGACCCUCAAAUUUCCCCCUGUUCUACCCGUCAGGACAAUCAGGAGGCUCAGGAGGCCCAGGGACAUCGAGACCGAACAACUCCAGCAAUGGAAAUGCCUCAGGACCCCUCACGUCUGCAUCUAAGAACUCCGAAAAACUGCAGACCCCCUCGGGAGACAAAAAAAAUAGCGAUUACAUACUGACAGAGGCACCCAGCACGUCCUUCCAGGACCAGAAAUUAUUCUAUCCACAGCUCGACGACUACUCCGACCUUCGGUUCCGCCCUGAUGGCUUCCUAAUAAAUUCUAACUUGGCCGCUAAACGGGGAGUCAGCGGCAAAGCCUGAAACCCACUUAACAUUUAUAUAAUUCGGUCUAUUGUACUGUCACUGUA
This is a messenger RNA of Diachasma alloeum, 1376 nucleotides long. RefSeq lists its product as uncharacterized. The transcript is spliced from 3 exons. The record is from RefSeq and is a predicted model, not a curated record. Lineage: Eukaryota; Metazoa; Arthropoda; Insecta; Hymenoptera; Braconidae. The coding region runs from base 10 to 1329 and encodes 439 amino acids.